AAAGUGUAAAGGCGCGUGCCUCGUCGUUUCCGAAACCAGUCCGUGUACGGUCUUCACUCAUAAUUAUAAUUUCCUCGGGUAAAGUUUCAUUUCGUUUUACCUCGCAUUUCUCAUUUGUUUUACGUCAUAAUUGUCUACUGUCUGAAGUAAAUUUUGGUUUAUUGUCGAAAAUUGUUUUGUACCUUUUUUCUGUAUUAAAAAAAUACAAAAUUUGAUUAUAUAAAACUAAAAAAUUUAAUUUAAAACAUUCAUAUAAUGUAAAAACCUAAAACUUUUCCUCUAUUAUUUAUUCAUUUUUAUUAAAUAAAAAAACUGUAUUUUUUUCAGCAGCUUCAAACGGCAUAAUUAUAUAUUUACAGCUUAUGUCUAUUUUUUCAUAUCCGUUUAAAUAAUACUGCAAGUAAAGUAUGUCAUGAGCAUUUACUCCUCAAGUUUGAUUUUUUUCAUCACCUUUAAUACCCCAGUUUAUUCCAGACACACUGUUAUCUAAUGAUUGAAAAACUUCAACUUAUGCCAUGGCUUGUCAUUCUUACACUAUGCAUUGAAGCGGACACCCGUAAAAUAUUAAUUCCUAAAAUUGAAAUCAAUAUGAUGUUGCAAGAGCUUUCCUCACAAGAAGCGAAAGAUUUCAUGAAAAAAUCACAAAACACGUCCAACUCCGAUUCCAUCAACAAUUCCACUUUGUCUUCGGAAGAUGCCGACGAUUCAUCAACGGAUUUGAUCAGUUCAGUUGUGUCCGUUCCACCGGAAAGUUCUGAUGCCGUCACCACACCGGACAGCAGCGACUUCAAUGAACCGGAAGCCGUGACGCCAUCAAGGCCAAUGAUGUUGUCCGAAUUUGCAAGUCACCUAGCCGGCGGGAUUCGGCAAAGAGUAGAAACGACGACACUGCCGUUACCGGAAUUUCCGACUCCAAAAUCGUCGGUGUUCAGUGUACUUCCUGAUGAUACGUUCCCUGAUAUGGUGGCAGAGGCCAAAGACUUUAUCCGCCGAUACCUGUCCCCUGAACAAUGGAGAAAACUAAGAAUUUUAUUGCGGACUAUGAAGGAAGUUGGGGGAUCCCGACAGGAUAUUCAUAGAGCUGCAACAGUUUUUAUUUCAAAAGUUAUAUCCAAAUCGGAAAUGGCGGAGAUCACAGAACGGAAGCAAUCUUUGUUUGAAACUUUUAAUAAGAGAUAUUUCGCAAAAGCGUAAAUUUUAAUUUACAGUUUCAAAUUUCGAAUCUCAGUGUUUUUAUAAAACUAUCACAUAUAUGUAAUAAAUAAUAAAACAAGUAUCAC
Molecule: messenger RNA, 1280 nt
Organism: Caenorhabditis elegans
Lineage: Eukaryota; Metazoa; Nematoda; Chromadorea; Rhabditida; Rhabditidae
Gene: F10D7.11
Product: DUF148 domain-containing protein
Exons: 3
Coding region: 490-1194 (234 amino acids)
Source: RefSeq, marked reviewed